GGGAAGAGUGAGCGUGAGGGAAGAGUGAGCGUGAGGGAGGGAGUCGAUCCCCUAUGCUCUAGCGGGUGGCAUCAUAUAUGUAGACGAAUGCACGCAAACACCAUCCUCCUCUCCUGCGCACUGCACACACACACACACACACACACACACAGACAGACAUACACACACAGUCCGUCGACCAAUUAAUUGAUGGAGAGCCUGCCUUCACCUGUCUGUCACUUCCUUCUUGUGCUUCAUGCUGCGGGAGCUGCAAAGAGUAUCAUGCACACUCCCACAGCCGCCACCCCGAGCGCAGUGCCGACGACACACACUCCACACACCGCGAGCAUCGUCCCCAAGGCCUGGCAAAGGCAACAACGAUGGAGGCCGAUUGGAGGGCGCGGAACAGACGAAUGAGCGAAAGGUGCGGCCAUGACUGACCUGGAUAGCCAUGUUGUCCGUGGUGGAGGGCAGGGUCGGAGCGCCGGGGGAGCUGACGGGGGUGGGCCACGGCUCGGCCACGAGGGCAAACACAUCCGAAUCCUUACUGCAAGAAAGGAACACACAAGGUCGACCACAUGUGCACGCAUCUUGAGUUGUCUGACUUGCCUCGUGCUCGUGAUGAUCUCAGUUUCGUCCACAAUCUCGCCAUUGCGCGUCAGGUGCUUCACCGUCACUCUCAAAGCCUGGUUCAGCUGCACUCAGACACACAGCGAACACUCACUCUCACAGACACACAGAGGCAGAGUCUCUGCGUGCAGAUGCACACCUCUUGGAUGUACUGCUUGGCCGUCUUUCGGUCGUCAACGGGCAGCAGGAUGGCCAGCCCUGGGACGCCGGUGGCCUCACCCGCGCGAAGCCUCAACAUCUGGGUGACCGGCAUGGUGGGGAAGCUGCUGGGGUAGAAAGAUGGUGUCGAGAUUCGUCUGUCUGCGAAGGUGGCGUGCCCGCCGCUUACCAACACAAGACAGGCGCAUCUCACAGCUGAGCUUGCAGAUGAUUCCGAUCCCUCCUUUUCUUUCUGUG
Vitrella brassicaformis is the source of this 1005-nucleotide messenger RNA. The record is from the annotation of a GenBank genome assembly. Lineage: Eukaryota; Vitrellaceae.